AUGAGCAAGGAAAUACACUCAACAGAGAUCAAAGGAAGAGCAAGUAGAAAACAUUUCCCUUAAUUAGAUUUAAGUGACCUUAAGCCAAAAAUCAGUUUCCUUGAUAGUCUAUGUAAUAAUGUAAAAUUCAUGUUGUAGUACAUAAGAAGUAUCAAUUAAAUAAGAAUGUUCAUUAAUAUACAUUGGGAAAAGUGUAUUUGGAAUCUCAAAAAGAGAGAGUUGUUUUUAGAGUGUUUUAAGAUUCUGAUUUAAAUAUAUCUUCAAUCUUCCAAUAAAAACUUAAUAAAACAACAGUAGAUGAUGAUGUGAUGACUACAUAUUCAUAGAUUUCACAUGCAAAGAAAUAAAAUAAAAAGGAUUUAAUAAGAAGGAUAUAUGAAAAAGAAAAAUGGCCUAAAAGUAAAAAAGAAUCUAUUGAAGAAAUGGAAUAAUCUCUAUUUGGAUCAGAUGAAGAACCUUAAACUUUUUGUACACAAUAACCAAAUCAAGAAAGGAUAUCUGGUUAGUUUAUUUAAUCUUAAUGA
Molecule: messenger RNA, 524 nt
Organism: Paramecium pentaurelia
Lineage: Eukaryota; Ciliophora; Oligohymenophorea; Peniculida; Parameciidae
Source: the annotation of a GenBank genome assembly